AUGGAGCGUUCCGCUUGGCCUAAGAGCCUCUCCUCCAGCCGCAAGCGCGAGAUCCAGGAGCUCUGUGGCCAAAAUCCCAAGAAGCUCAGAGAUGCCUUCGACGCUCACUCUCAAACUGGCGAUGACCCACGCCAGCCCUUGUUUGCGGGAGAUCUGAACCUCAGCGUCCUCGGGUCGUUCAGCAGCAACACCCAAUCCCUAUCGAGCGGGGCUGAGUCCUAUGAGGUCUCGCAGGUCCCGAGCAACGCCUGUGUCAUGUCCGGGGUCUCUAAGGGAAGUGAAAGCAUCAAGACCCCCGUCCCGAGCAACGCCUGUGUCAUGUCCGGGGUCCCUGAGGGGAGUGAGAGCAAGACCUCGGUCCCCAGAGAUCGCCGCGGAUGUUACAAGAGAAGAAAGACUUCGGAUAAACGGAUAAGGAUGGAUCAUAAUUUGAUUGACGACGGGCACCAGUGGAGGAAAUAUGGCCAGAAAGCAAUUCUUAACUCAGAGUUCCCAAGGAACUACUUCAGGUGUGCUUACAAGAUCAACCAAGGUUGUCUAGCGACCAAAAUGGUCGAGAAGUUACAGGACGCUCCGGUCGUCUACAGGACCAUAUACCAGAGCCAACACACCUGCAAGAACCUCAUCCUGAAAUCCCCCUCCCUCAUCCUGGACUCGCCAAGCCCUGGGGACUCCUCCAUCCUCGUCAGCUUCAAACCAGCCUCCCUCCCAAUUUGCUGCCCCCGCGUUGCUGCUCCAUCUGUGACUACCCGGAGCUACUCCGCCUCACCAAGCGACUACCGCCGUUCACUGCGCCCGUGUAGCUGUUCCGAGAGCCCAACGCUGGUCCUGCUCGAUCCGCGACAACCGGGUCUCAGACUGCCCGGCACUCGUCGCGCCUCAGCCAGCGCGACUCCGUCCCUGCAGCAACUGACGCCGCUGCGUCUCUGCACCCGCGAGUUCACCACCGACGCCCGCGACAUCGCCAGCCACUGUCUCCUGCAGCUCUGCCCGAACGACGACACCGAAGCUGCUGCCGAUCCGAGCUUGACUGACCCGAACAGCCCUCUGCUCUGA
Messenger RNA from Eucalyptus grandis, 1056 nucleotides. RefSeq names its product WRKY transcription factor SUSIBA2-like. Gene Ontology annotation, biological process: regulation of DNA-templated transcription. Bases 1 to 1056 code for a protein of 351 amino acids. The record is from RefSeq and is a predicted model, not a curated record. The transcript is spliced from 4 exons. Gene Ontology annotation, molecular function: sequence-specific DNA binding; DNA-binding transcription factor activity. NCBI's taxonomy places the organism in Eukaryota, Viridiplantae, Streptophyta, Magnoliopsida, Myrtales, Myrtaceae.